Molecule: messenger RNA, 558 nt
Organism: Priapulus caudatus
Lineage: Eukaryota; Metazoa; Priapulida; Priapulimorpha; Priapulimorphida; Priapulidae
Product: lachesin-like
Exons: 3
Coding region: 1-558 (185 amino acids)
Biological process (GO): synapse organization
Cellular component (GO): neuron projection membrane
Source: RefSeq, a predicted model, not a curated record
AUGCUUGAGGUCCCUGUCGAGCGACGGUCGACGAUCACGUGCAUCGUCAGCAACGUCGAAGACCUGAACGUUGUCUGGAUCAGGUCUAAGCCGACACAGAGCCCAGUCAUGUUAACGGCUAACGCCGCCACACUGAUAGACGAUCCCCGCUUCCACGCACUCGUGACGGGCAGCCCCGAGCAGCGGGGAGUACGGCUGCGUAUAGCCGACGUGAGGAAAACGGACUCGGCAGUCUAUACCUGCGAGGUGCCGACGAUUCCACCUGUACAGGUGAACGUGUCGAUCAGCGUCAUAGACGCCCCGGCAACGACCGCCGCGCCGCCGACGACAUUCCGGCCUCCGAUAGAGGUCAGCACUACUCCGUACCGCGUAGAGCCGUCGGUGAAGACGACGCCGACGCCGACGCCGACGGAGGACGAGCCUAUGAUUGUGGAAGUGACGCGGGAUUCCGAGGUGCCAGCUGGCGCCACCAUCGAACUCAGCUGUACAGUGCGAAACGCAGGCAACCUUAACGUGAGUGGAGGUGACGUCGCGAUGGGCAGACAGGCAGAUAGAUAG